AUGCCGAGGGGACACAUCGAGCCGAGGGGACGUGUGCCAAGCCCCAAGGAGCACAGCAGCAGCCUGCGGCGGGAGGGCUACACGGUGCAGGUGAACGUCAACGACUACCUGGACAUCUACUGCCCACACUACAACGCCUCAGUGCCCGAACACCGGCUGGAGCAGUACGUGCUCUACAUGGUGAACGCGGAGGGCUACCGCACCUGCAACACCAGCCAGGGCUUCAAGCGCUGGGAGUGCAACCGGCCCCACGCGCCCCACAGCCCCAUCAAGUUCUCGGAGAAGUUCCAGCGCUACAGCGCCUUCUCGCUGGGCUACGAGUUCCGUGCGGGGCAGGAGUACUACUACAUCUCCACGCCAACACACAACCACCGCCGGGCCUGCCUGAAGAUGAAGGUGUUUGUGUGCUGCGCCUCCACGUCGCACUUGGGGGAGAAGCUGGUGCCCACCCUGCCGCAGUUCACCCUGCGACCCGAGGUGAAGAUUGAGGACCUGGACAACUUCAACCCGGAGAUGCCCAAGCUGGAGAAGAGCAUCAGUGGCACCAGCCCCAAGCGGGAACACUUGCCCCUGGCCGUGGCCGCUGCGCUCUUCCUCAUGACGCUGCUGGCUUCCUAG
Molecule: messenger RNA, 618 nt
Organism: Haliaeetus leucocephalus (bald eagle)
Lineage: Eukaryota; Metazoa; Chordata; Aves; Accipitriformes; Accipitridae
Gene: EFNA3
Product: ephrin-A3
Exons: 5
Coding region: 1-618 (205 amino acids)
Biological process (GO): axon guidance; ephrin receptor signaling pathway
Cellular component (GO): plasma membrane
Molecular function (GO): ephrin receptor binding
Source: RefSeq, a predicted model, not a curated record